GUUUUGUUAGUUUCACUGUAAUCACAGAAGCGAGGUGGACGCUGGAGCUACUAGCUUAAGGACCACAUAAACAAGUCACUAUGCGCCCUUGUCGUACUACGCGGGCAUCGCUUCCUGUAAGAAUGAAUUUGAGAAGCUUCCGAAAUGUGCCUCUGGUCCCCAUGGAAACAUCCUCAUCCGAUGACAGCUGCGACAGUUUUGGCUCAGAUAACUUUUCUAACACGAAGAAAACCUUCAAAGCAGAGAUUGUCACAGAAGAACUGGCAAAGAUUUUUGAUGCAGACUCGGAUAACGAGUCUUUCUGUGGCUUCCAGUGCACUGAGCUUCAAGAUGUAAUGGGCACAAUGAAAGUGGAAUCUGAAGAAGAGUCAUUUCAACCAAGAAGGCAGAGAAGGUCACCCCCAUUAAAAGUAGCCCUGAAAUUCCCUUUAAGGAAAGGGAACACUAGGGAGAGGACGCCUGCAAAGCCACUGUCUCCACAGCAAAAAGAAUCUGAGUCCGAUUCGGAUUCUGAUGAUGAAAAAGGCCCAAAUUUCAUAGAGAAGAGAGCCAUUAAUAUCAAGGAGAACAAAGCUAUGCUGGCAAAACUUAUGGCUGAACUGAAGAAUAUGCCAGGAUUUUUUAAUGGGAGAAUGUCUCUGCCUUCAACUCCCUCGCCCAGGAGACCCUACCGGCGCUCUCUAGGAACAGGCCCUGGGAGGAGGAACCCUGAGCGCAGUGCCCGACCCCAUACCCGCUCGCGCUCCCUGAUUGACGGGCCCCCCACGCCUUCACCAGAGGAGGAUAGCGACGAAGACAAGUACAGCUUGGUGAGGAAGAGGAGGACGAUAGAUGAUGACUAUCAGGGUGAGCCUCGCAGGAGAAGCUAUACAGGUGCUAUGGCCAUCCCUCACAUAGUGCGUCCAGUGGAAGAGAUUACAGAGAUGGAACUUGACAAUAUCUGCUUUAAUGUCAGAGAUAAAGUUUAUAAUCGAGCAACAGGGUCCACUUGCCACCAGUGCCGUCAAAAAACCACCGACACAAAAACUAAUUGUCGCAAUCCCGAUUGUGUGGGAGUGAGAGGACAGUUCUGUGGCCCAUGCCUCCGGAACCGCUAUGGAGAAGAGGUUCGAAAUGCCUUGCUGGAUCCUAACUGGCACUGCCCCCCUUGCCAAGGAAUCUGUAACUGCAGCUUCUGCAGACAGCGAGAAGGGCGCUGUGCUACAGGUGUGCUAGUCUACCUGGCAAAAUACCAUGGAUUUGACAAUGUUCAUGCUUACUUGAAAAGUCUUAAAAAAGAACUUGAAAAUGAAGUGGAUGAAAACUAAAACAAAGAUUAAAACAUUUUGUCUUUAAAAAGAUGACUCCUGCUGUUUUUGAUUUGCUUUUGAAUGUAUGCAGUUUUUGUGUUUGAAUUUCCAGGUGCUUAUCAGAUCCUGAACCAAUCAGUCAUGGAAAAGAACAGAUUUAAAUGCUUGCCUUCUGUUAAUAGUAAUAGUAAGUUUAAAUGUUAACCAUUUGAUCUUUUAUAUUGGAUUUUAAAAUGUCUAUUUGCCACUUCUGUAACUUGACUUUUGGUGAAUAGAUCAAAUGUAUUUUGAUGGUAAUUUUUUAGCAAGUCUUAAAAGAUGUAAGAUAAACACUUCCGCCUUUUGUGAUCAAAAUUUGUUUAACACUGCUUCAUUCCUGUCUUUAAUUCCAAUGAAUUUGUUAAUGUUGGCAGUAUGUCUGUCUCUGUUCAUAUUGGGAAAUUUAUACAGGGUUUAUUUUCAGCACUUAUGAAAUGUACUGAUAUUUUAAUUAACUUGUGUUCCUGUUGAGACAUUGCUCCAUUUUGUUGAAUAUUUUAGCAAGUUGUAUAUAGUAGAGUCAUUGAUCUUGCUUUCAUUUACUGCUUUACCCCAAUCGGUGUUUGUCUACUGAGCUGUAAAAUUGACAUUCAGAGCCACCAUCCCUGCUGCAGCAAGUUCAUCCAGAGUCAUGAACGACUGCUUGCCUUGCACUCCAGGAGGAUUCUCAUACGGAACAGGGAUAAAGUUGAUUGUUUGAUGGAAAAGCAAAGAUUUUGCUCCCAUCGACCUAUGGAAAGGAAUACUAUACCUAGAAAUGCUGAUAACAUUCAUUUGUGAUUGAUUAAAGUUACUAUGUAAUGAUUGUGAUUUAAGAUAAAGGGUCUCCUUUUCUGUAUUGCCAGCACGUUUUCAGCAAAAUAAAAAGAAAUGUGGCG
Molecule: messenger RNA, 2206 nt
Organism: Polyodon spathula (Mississippi paddlefish)
Lineage: Eukaryota; Metazoa; Chordata; Actinopteri; Acipenseriformes; Polyodontidae
Gene: cdca7a
Product: cell division cycle associated 7a
Exons: 10
Coding region: 81-1307 (408 amino acids)
Biological process (GO): regulation of DNA-templated transcription
Cellular component (GO): nucleus
Source: RefSeq, a predicted model, not a curated record